AUGGCCGCCUCGAGGCCGAUAAUUGUCGCCAUUGCAUCCUUCGAGCUCUGCUCGUGCACGCGGUUCUCGGACCUGGAAGAACACUUUGCUGUCUCGACAUCUCAGGCAGACUUAUACACAGCAACCGCGGUCGCAAUAUCUUACACGUGGGGCGAGUUUGACCGGCGCAAGCAUGUUCUCGGGCAUCCGACAGGUGCUGCCGAGCGACGCGUGAGCUUCGAACUGGGCGCAGAAUGGGGACUGGCAAGCUUCAUCCAUCGACUCGUGCAGCUGACCUUGACUUAUCAAGGCGUCUGGAUUGAUCAGGCUUGUCUCCCUCAAGAUGUAAGCGACGAGGAAUGGGCCGACGUGCUCAUGUCCAUUCCCCUUGUGUUCAAGACACUCCCGGUGAUUGCAUUGUUUCCAGGCCGACUGUGCAGAUGCUUGUCCACAACCUGGCAAAGGUACCAGGAUGCCGUCCAAGGUCCCCAGGAUGGGCCUAGGUCUGCGGCCUUUGACACAUCCAAGGUAGUGGGAGAAGCCUACGAAAGGCUACGCGACAUCAUCACAGCAACCGAGUGUAUAUACGCAAACGGCUGGUGCUCCUGGGUCGACCGAAUCUGGCCAUCCGAAGAGCUGCGAUAUUCCCGUCAAAUCUCUGUAUGCUGGGUGGAGGAAGGUUUCGCAGAUUGCCGUCAGCCUGGGAAUCCGAACUUGAAGCCCGAGGAGUUGUCCGGUCUGCCACUGCUGCUGUACCGUGAGAUGCAGUCCACUGGAGUAUCACACGAGGACACUAUGAUUGCAAUCAGACGGAGAGGCUCAAGAUGGAUCCGACGCCUGUGGCUCGCCAUUGGCGAGAAUCUUAAAGAAUACUCCGAGGCAACUUCAACAAGCUCAUUCUCCCUGGAUCAGCGUAAGAGUGAGGACAUGGCCCGAUUCCUGCUAGGCGACAUUAUGCAUUUCGGUAACAGCUCGACCGCGCUCUCCGACCUCUUCCGCUUCGUGUGGGCCUGUGAAAUCCUAGCUCAAACAGGCAAGCGAGCCACAAAGGCGCACGACUAUAUUUUCUCCGUCUGGGCUGAUUGGCCAAGCUAUCAGAUCCCUCGGUCGUUCUCCCACCUGACCUGCUUUGAGCUGCUUGCCGAUGCGUUGGAUCAGUUCAAGUCUCGCGACCAUCAAGUUUUUGUACCCAGCUCCAGUCCUUCGGGCCUCAUCAACUCUUCUUCGCCGUCGUGGAGGUUUACCUGCAGCCUCUCCAAAAACCCCGAGUUGAUUCAAGACACUCAUGACGUAUAUCGUCCCUUCUUUUGGCUCAAUGCAAUGGUUGGGAUGAGCUCUGCUCUUCCCCUGCAUAUUGAGCAGGGCACCUCUCGGACCUCUGAGCCACGCCUUGUGAAGGAGUGGAUCUUGGAACUCUCGACAAGCGCGGUGCUUGAAUGUGUUUUGGAGUUCAAGUACAGAAGAGAUCAAAGGUUCGUGAUAGACGUCGUCCGCUCUGGUACGAGCGACAUGGGAGGUAACCCCUUCUCACUGCAUGGGAAGUCGCACCUUGACGUGGAUGACAUUUUCGACUUCAUAUGCCUUUCACUGAACCUGGACAAGGCAAAGUGCCGGAGAGCAAACCUUCAGGCCACGUGUGUGCAGCGGCAGGUGACUAGUAAGUUCAGUGACACGAUGACGGAGACACAGGAAAUCGUCUGUUUCGGGCUUGCAAAUUGGGAAAAGAUUGAAGAUGCGUGGCUGGGCGGUCAGAAAGCGCUGAGCGUCAACAUCACAAACGAGAAGUGGCCGUUAUAUGAGGCCGUGUCGCUGCCGGGACGGGACGACCACUUCUCAAUCGCUGGAGUUUGGGUCCCGCUCUGUGGUAUUUGCGAAUGCAUGUUGGAAUGUGUGAUAGACAACGAAGACAUCAAUGGCGUCCUGGUGUAA
This is a messenger RNA of Fonsecaea multimorphosa CBS 102226, 1908 nucleotides long. RefSeq lists its product as uncharacterized. The coding region runs from base 1 to 1908 and encodes 635 amino acids. The record is from RefSeq and is a predicted model, not a curated record. NCBI's taxonomy places the organism in Eukaryota, Fungi, Ascomycota, Eurotiomycetes, Chaetothyriales, Herpotrichiellaceae. The transcript has a single exon.